UUCCUCUCGCCCGUUUCCCUCGCUUUCUUGCCUCCUUCCCCACGCGGACUCGAAGUCAGCGACUUGAACCAGCGGAAUCCGAGCAACACAAGUCAAAGAAGAUGAUCCUCUCCUUCCUCUUAAUUUAUCAUCGCACCAAAAGAAUAUAAAAUUGAAAAUAAAGAGAGAGAAAGAGCGAAGAAAUGAGACACCCAUGAAUCGAAAUUGUUUGUAAGAUUUGACAAAAACGAUUCGAAUGAUACUGGUUCAUGAACCAUGAUCAGCACCAGGGGACAAAGAGCCCUUUUCCUCCUUUCACACUUACCCAUCUUCUUCUUGUGCUGUUGAAGCUCUGUUUUGAGGAGGAGGGAAGAUAAAUCAUCCGAUGGGAAUUUGCUGGGGAGUUCCUGACUACCCAACUCCUAGCUUCACUGGUCAUCUUAGGCCUGGAGGAUCUGUUCUGACUAUAAGCAGUUCGUCGUCUUCUGAGGAUGCCCUUAGCAGGACCUUGGGAGGGACAUUGAAUGAGUCUAUUCCAAAUGGUUUUGUUGCUCCCACUUCAGAUACUAGGGUCUUUAGUUUUGCAGAGCUGAAAGUUGCAUCGAGAAACUUCAGACCUGAUGCAUUUCUCGGUGAGGGUGGUUUUGGUAGAGUCUUCAAAGGCCACCUUGAUGAGAAGAGAAUGAAUCCAAUUGCCAUCAAAAGGUUGCACCAAGAGGGCAUGCAAGGAUUCAACGAAUGUGAGUCAGAGGUGAAGUUCCUGGGCAGCUUAUCUCAUCCAAACAUUGUCAGACUACUGGGAUAUUGUUUGGAGGAUAAUGAACUACUUCUUGUCUAUGAGUUCAUGCCAAAGGGUACCCUAAAGAACCACCUCUUUCGAAGGGGCCGGACUAUGGAUCCACUUCCAUGGGCCACGCGGCUUAAAAUUGCAAUAGGAGCAGCCAGAGGUCUUGCGUUCUUGCACCAGUUAGAGAGGCAAAUAAUCUGCAGAGAUUUCAAGUCCUCAAACAUAUUGCUGGACUCAUCCUAUAAUGCCAAAAUAUCAGAUUUUGGGUUGGCAAGAAAUGGUCCAGAUGAAGGCAGAUCACAUGUGUCAACACAGGUUAUUGGAACUUUGGGCUAUGCAGCACCCGAGUACAUAGCCACAGGUCAUUUGUAUGUAAAGAGUGAUGUCUAUAGCUUUGGGGUUGUACUGGUUGAGCUUUUGACGGGGAUGCGAGCAUACGAUGCAAAUCGUCCGACUCAUCGGCGGAUUUUGGUGGAGUGGGUCAAGCCUCAUCUUUCUAAAAGGAAAUUGACAAGAAUCAUGGACUCUCGGUUGGACGGGCGAUAUCGUCUUAAGGAUGCUCGUGACGUAGCUGCACUCGCACUCCAAUGUCUUGAAAUUUUGCCCAAGUACCGGCCAUCAAUGAACGAAGUUGUGAAAACACUAGAAAAAAUUAGUUUGCAGCUGAUGGAAAAAACUGGUGCCUAGACAAUUGAUCCCAACUCAGCAAAGUUUCACAGGCAUGGUCACAUUCUUUAUUCAUCACCUCCUCUCACUGCAGCUUCAUCGUCCUUACUCUAUGUAAAUGCUGUUUGUCCAGGCGACUACUUUUCUCCUUCCAUUUCAGGAUUUAGAUUUUGUAAAGCAGUAUAGGUUAUCCAUGUCACUGUCGUAGUGACUCAGCAAGCCUGGCCAGAUAUGUUCAGUCGUGCUAGGAAUCGGCUCUGAUACUAUUUGUAUUAUUCUUUUGGGGUGGGGGAGGUCUGGCAGUCAUUGUAGUGAGUCCAAGGUCCUCAGGUCGAAUGUUUCGGAUAUUUCCGGACCAUCCAGACGGGGCAUUGGAUUAAUUCUUGGGGAAAACGUAUUCCUUUUAUGGAUAUGUACUGGCCAUGGCAUUUCUUUGACACACGCACUAUCAAUAAUUGCUUUCUGCUAGCGUA
Syzygium oleosum is the source of this 1905-nucleotide messenger RNA. Its product is annotated as probable serine/threonine-protein kinase PIX13. Gene Ontology annotation, biological process: protein phosphorylation. NCBI's taxonomy places the organism in Eukaryota, Viridiplantae, Streptophyta, Magnoliopsida, Myrtales, Myrtaceae. The transcript has 6 exons. Gene Ontology annotation, molecular function: protein kinase activity; ATP binding. The record is from RefSeq and is a predicted model, not a curated record. Bases 365 to 1453 code for a protein of 362 amino acids.